This is a messenger RNA of Neltuma alba, 318 nucleotides long. RefSeq names its product LEAF RUST 10 DISEASE-RESISTANCE LOCUS RECEPTOR-LIKE PROTEIN KINASE-like 1.4. The record is from RefSeq and is a predicted model, not a curated record. Gene Ontology annotation, molecular function: kinase activity. Bases 1 to 318 code for a protein of 105 amino acids. Gene Ontology annotation, biological process: phosphorylation. NCBI's taxonomy places the organism in Eukaryota, Viridiplantae, Streptophyta, Magnoliopsida, Fabales, Fabaceae. The transcript has a single exon.
AUGGGGUUGAUAUCUUUAUUGCCGACUGUUGAUAUGGGAAGGAAUGAAGAUGAGAUUAUGUUGGUGGAUCCGGUGGAUCCAUGUUUGGAGAUUGAGGAGGAUUGUGAGGUGAAGAAGAAGAUGUUUGUAGUGGGAGAAUUGGCGUUUCAGUGUUUACAGGUAAAUAACAAGAUGAGGCCUUCCAUUGAUGAGGUUUUAGAGAUCUUAAAGAAAAUAGAGAGUGAGAAAGAAGAAGGGGGAAAUGUAGAGGAAGAUAAAGCUGAGACAAAUACACUACCUUUGGAGACUCCAAUAACUAUGAUCAGGCAAAGUUGUUGA